AUGGCUUCGACGACGACCUCGAUGACAACCUCGACCUCGACGCCCAUGACGCCGCCGGCCCUUGUGACCUCGCCGGCGACGCGGCUCGCCGUGACCUUUGGCGGCCAGGCCAACGCCUACAUUGACGAGCUCGCGCUCCUGCUCGAAAAGUCCCCAGCGGCCGCGUCCUUUAUCGAAGCCGCGCAGGCCGCGCUCGUCGAAGAGGCCAAGCCGUUCGGCAUCACGAUCCAUCCGUUCUUGUGGGCGACGGACGCGACGACGCGCCCGUCCAGUGCGGCGCUCGCAUCGGCGACCUAUAGCUACCCGCUCAUCAUGCUCACGCAGUUUGCCAACUACCUCGCGUUCCUCGAAGCCGCGCACGUGACACACGAGCAGUUUCUGCGGAAGAUCGUUGCCGGGACGGGCCACUCGCAGGGCGUCGUGACGGCCGUGCUCGUGGCCGCGGCCAAGACGCACGACUCGCUUCUGUCGCUUGGCCUCCAGUUUGUGCGCUACAUGUUUCUCCACGGCGUGCAUGCGCAGGCGACGUUUGGCAACGUCUCGAACGCCGGCGACGUCUCGCCCAUGCUGCUCGUGCGCGGCCUCCCGGUCGAGAAGCUGACGCAGAUUGUCGACGGCACGAACGCCAAGCUGCGCUUGAAGGACGCGCGCGCGCUCCAGCUCUCGCUCGUCAACGACAAGGAUAAGAUCGUCGUGACGGGCCACCCGGACGCGCUCGCGCUGCUCCAAGCGGCGCUACACAAGAUGAGCGCCGGCGACGACGCGCAGAACCGCGUUCCGUUCUCGCAGCGCAAGCCGCAGAUCUCGACGAUCCCGCUACCUGUCUCGGUCGCGUUCCACAACACGAUUCUGACGCCGGCGCAGGCGCUCAUCCAGCAGGAGCUCAACCGCCUCGAGCUCGCCAUCGCUGGCGAUGCGCUGCAGUUUCCCGUCCUUGGCACGAACGCGGCGGCCGUCAACUUGCAGUCGUACGGCGCCAAGGACGUUCUCCCGGACGUGGUCGCGAUGCAGCUCUCGGACGCCGCGCUUUGGCCGACGACCGUCUCGGCUCUCCAGCGCCUGGGCAACCUUACGCACGUGCUCGACUUUGGUCCGGCGCGGGGCGCGUCGCCGCUCACGGCCCCGUUUCUGGAAGGCCACGGCGUGACCGUGCUCGUCCCGACGCACGCGCACAAGGGGUCAGCGACCGUGCCAGGCCUCGCGUACCUUGAGAAGCCCGCGUCGGCUCUCUUGCGCUCGUCGUGGGAAGCCACGUAUGGCCCGCGCCUCGCGACGUCCGAGUCGGGCAAGACGAUCCUUCAGAACGCGUACACGGACCGCCUGGCUACAACGGCGUGCCGCUUGUGGCCGCGGCGCUCGAGAGCGGCUACAUUGGCGAGCUCGCGUGCGGCGGGCUUCCGCGCCCGACGACUCUUUGAGGCCAAGGUGAACGACCUCGUUUCGCGCCUUACACCGGGCAACGGCAUCUACCUCAACUUGCUCUACUUGAACGCCAAGCAGUGGGCGUUCCAGUUCCCGAUGAUCAAGAAGAUGCGUCUCGACGGCAUCCCGAUCGAAGGCGUGACGGUCGCCGCGGGUAUCCCGACGCCCGAGAAGGCCGAUCACGUUCUCCACGAGCUCCUCUCGGUCGACAUCAAGGUCAUUAGUUUCAAGCCGAGCUCGAUCGCGUCGAUCCGCGAAGUGCUCACGAUCGCGGCGCGCCACCCGGCGGCGACGAUCGUCGUGCAGUGGACUGGCGGCCGUGCGGGCGGCCACCACAGUUUUGAGGACUUUCACACGCCGCUGCUCGCGACGUACGCCGAGAUCCGCCGCCAUUCCAACGUGCUUCUUGUCGUCGGCUCGGGCUUUGGCUCGGCGGCGCAGUCAUACCCGUACCUCACGGGCGACUGGAGCGUCGCGGUGGCCGAUGUCAAGAUGCCGUGCGACGGCAUCCUUGUUGCGUCGCGCGUCAUGGUGGCCAAGGAGGCCGCGACGGCCGAGGCGGUCAAGGCGCUCCUCGUCUCGACGCCUGGUAUCGCCAACGAAGCCGACUGGGAGGUGGCCUACGAAGGGUCGGCGGGCGGCGUCAUUACGCUCAAGUCGGAGCUCGGCGAACCGAUCCACAAGAUUGAGAACCGCGGCGCGGUGUGCUGGCGCGACUUUGACCGCAAGUACUUUAGCCUGCCGAUGAAGGACGCGACGCAGGCGAUCCUCUCGGACAAGGCGGCGAUCAUUGCGCGCAUCAACGCCGACUUCCAGAAGCCGUACUUUGGUCGCAAGGCCAACGGCGACGUCGUCGACCUCGAGGGCAUGACGUACCUCGAGGUGCUCCAGCGCAUGGUGAGCCUCAUGUACGUGCCGUCGCGCUGGAUCGACGUGACGUUCAUGACGCGCGUCUUCUCGUUCUUGCAGCGUGCGGAGCAGCGGUUCCUUGGCCGCGCCACGACAUCGUCCAAGCUCGUGGUGCAGAGCGCGAAGCAGCUCGCGAGCAAUCCGUCGGCGCUGCUCGUCGCGUUCCAGCAGGCGUACCCGGCCUCGGCGUCGUCGCUCCUCUCGAUCGACGAUGUCGAUUUCUUCUUGCAUUUGUGCAAGUUUGGCGGCAAGCCGGUCAACUUUAUCCCAGUGAUUGACGGCGAGCUCGUCACGUGGUUCAAGAAGGACUCGCUGUGGUACUCGGAGGACCUCGAGGCGGUGGUCGACCAGGACGCCGGUCGCGUCAUGAUCCUCCAGGGGCCCGUCGCCGUGCACCACAUCACCAAGGCGAACGAGCCCGUCGGCGAGAUUCUCUACGGCAUGAGCAACGGCGUCGUCGAGGCGAUGGUGGCCAAGAACUUUCCCAAGGUGCCGACGUCGGCGGCCGCGUAUGUUGCGGUCGAGGGCUGGACCCGCGCCGAGAAGAUCGUCACCAAGACCAUCACGGAGGCUGUCGACGCGGCGGCGCACGUCAAUGAGCUCGCGCGCCUUGUCUCGGGCAGCCGCAACUGGCUGCACGCGCUCUUGACCGCCGACCACGUCGUCUCGAGCGGCAAGUGGGUGGCCAACUCGAUCGCUGCGAUCGUGGCGCCGAAGCUUGGCCAGGUCGUCGAGCUCGAACUGGCGUCGGACGCGCCGGUGGCGUUGCGGAUUCGCGACAAGGCGGUGCUCGACGCGGCGCCGGUCGUCGAGCUCUCGUGUGCGGCAAAUGUCAUUACGCUCCGCGUCAACCUCAUGCGCCCGUCGACGCGCGAGUGGACGGCGACGGUCGUGUCGCUCGACCGGUUGUACGACUACAAGCCGACGAUUGCGAUCUCGCCGAUUCACUUGCGUACGCGCGUCUGCGAAGACAACAUCAAGGCGUUCUACGCGCAGCACUGGCUCGGCAACUCGCUCAGCGACUGCAAGGCGGCGCUCGGCCAGAGCAUCCACGCGACGCACAAGGCGACGUUCACUGUCACGGCCGCCGACAUCGCCGACUACAACACGUCGCUGGGUCUUGUCGGCGACACCGCGCCGGUCGACUUUAGCACGGUCGCGGGCUGGCAGCCUCUGAUCGCGUCCGUCUUUGCGACCGAGAUCCAAGGCGACCUCCUCCGCCUCGUGCAUCUCAGCCACGCGUACGACGUGGUCACGAAGGGCGACGCAGUCUUCCGCGCCAAUGACGUCGUCGCGUCGACGGGCUACGUCACGGCCAUGCGCAACACGCCGUCCGGGAAGGUCGUGACGGGUGUCGUGGCGGUCGCCGUCAACGGCGCCGACUUUGUCCGUGUCACGAGCGAGUUUCUCAUCCGCGGCAAGUUUGAAGACCACGCGCACACGUUUGAGAAGAAGCCAUUGACGGGCAACGUGCAUUUGGCCGACAAGGCGGCGAUCGCCGUCCUCACCGACAAGCCGUGGUUCAAGCUCUCGGAGGGCAAGACGCUUCGUCGUGGGGACACGCUGCGCUUCGACCUCCACGCGUCGUACGUGUUUGCUGACGGCGUGUCAUCGCUCGCGUCGCUCGACGUCCAGGGCAAGGUAUAUACCGGCCCCGCGCUCAACGAGGUCGUUGCGUCGGUCUAUCUCGUGCAGACGGGCGUCGCCAAAGACCCGAUUGCCGCGUACUUGGACCGUGCGGGGGUGUCGUCGGCGGCACCGGCCAAGACGUCGGCCAACCUCUUGGAGACGCCGCUGGCGAUUCACGUGCCGACGCACGCGCUGGCGUAUGCGCAGGCGUCGCGCGAUCUCAACCCGAUCCAUCGCUGCGGCUACGCGGCGGCGCUCGCGGGGCUGCCUGCCUCGCGGCCCAUCAUGCACGGCAUGUGGACCGCGACCAAGGUCCGCAACAUGCUCAUGGAGGCGCUCGAGGCGCAGUUCCAGGUGACCAAGCUCACGUCGUACCACGCCGAGUUCAAGGGCAUGGUCGCCAAUGACGACGAGCUCUUCCUCCAGGUGACGCAGACGGGUGUCUCGAAGGGCCACUUGCUCCUCGCGGUCAACGUGGCCAAUUUGCGUGGCGAGACUGUUCUUGGUGCUACCGCGUCCGUGCCAAUGCCGCUCACGGCGUUCGUCUUUACGGGCCAGGGCUCGGCCGAGGUCGGCAUGGGCAUGCAAGCGUACGCUGCGUCGGCCGUCGUCAAGGAGGUGUGGGACGCCGGUGACAAGCACCUCAUGGCCAAGUUUGGCUUCUCGAUCCUCGACAUUGUGCGCACCAACCCGAAGAGCCUCACGAUCCACUUUGGCGGCCGGAAAGGCAUGGCGAUCCGCCAAAACUACAUGGCGCUCGUCUGCGAGAAGGGCAACGAGGUCGUCCCGCUCAUCCCGGAGAUCACGCAGCACACGCAGAGCUUUACGUUCUCGGCGCCGACGGGCCUCCUCUUUGCGACGCAGUUUAGCCAGCCGGCGCUCGUGCUCAUGGAGAAGGCCACGUACACGGAGGCGAAGGCGCAUGGCGUCAUUGCCGACGGGUGCUACUUUGCGGGCCAUUCGCUCGGCGAGUACGCGGCGCUGAGUUCGUUUGCGGAUGUGCUUGCGACCGCCGACCUCGCCGAAGUCGUCUUCCUCCGCGGCAUGGUCAUGCAGAACGCAGUCGAGCGCGACGCGAACGGCCUCUCGGACUAUGGCAUGGUCGCCGCCAACCCGGCGCGCGUUGGCUCCCGCGCCUUUGACGAGACGACGCUCUUUACGCUGCUGGACGUGAUUGAAAAGGCGUCCGGCGAGCUCUGCCAGGUGGUCAACUACAACGUGCAGGACACGCAGUACGUCGUCGCCGGCGAGCUCGUGAACCUCGAACCGACCAUCUACAACGCGGUCGGUGCCGAGGCGCUCGUGGCCGAGACGCUGGCGCUCGUGCGCGCGCAGAAGGAGCUCUCGCUCGCCAAGGGCAAGCCGUUCGGUCUCAAGCGCGGCACGGCGACGAUCCCGCUGCUCGGCAUUGACGUGCCCUUCCACUCGAAGAAGCUGCUCGGUGGCGUGCCCGCGUUCCGGAAUCUGCUGCGUCCGAAGCUCAAGAAGGAGAUUUUGUACCAGAACAAGGCGCUGCUCGAGCACCAUUAUGUGCCCAACCUCGUCGCCAAGCCGUUUGCGUGCACGAAGGAGUACGUGGCCGAGAUCGUCGCGCUGACCGGGUCGCCGUCGCUGACGCCGAUUCUGGCCAACUGGGGCGCGACGCCCGACGACGAGCUCGUGCACACGCUCGUGAUUGAGCUGCUCGCGUACCAGUUUGCGUCGCCCGUGCAGUGGAUUCAGACGCAGGCGUACUUUUUCAAGCACGGACUGCGCCGGUUUGUCGAAAUUGGUCCGUCCUCGACGCUCACGGGCAUGGCGGCCAAGACGCUGACGAGCGGCAAGUUCCCGUCGGCCAAGUGCGACAUUCUCUUCAUCGGGAAGGACCGCGACGUCAUCUACUACGAAACCGAGUCGGAGCACCCAUCGGCGGUCGAGUACGCGUCGGCGCAGGCGUCGGCCCGCGCUGCACCGGCGCAAGACGACGUGGUCGUCGAGCAAGUCGAAGAAGAAGUCAAGGCGGCACCGGUUGUCGUUGCGGCGCCGGUGGUCGUCGCGGCGCCGGCUCCAGUGGCGGCGGCCGCGGUCUCGGACGCUCCGAUCAGCGUCAACCAUGUGCUUCGUGUCUUCUUGGCGUACCGCUUCAAGAAGGCGUUGGCCGAGAUUGACGACAACACGACGAUCCACGCGCUCGCGGCCGGCAAGUCGGCGGCGCAGAACGAAGUCGUUGGCGAGCUCGAAAAGGAGUUUGGUGGCGGCGUCGACCGCGUGCCCGAGCUGCCGCUCUCAGUGCUCUCGACGUCGUUCAAGGCCUACAGUGCGUUUGGCGCGGUCUUUGGUGCGCUCACGACCGACUACGUGCGCAAGCAGAUGCCCGGUGGCUUCAACCUCUCGCAAGUCAAGUCGUACCUUGCGUCUGCGUUUGGUCUCGGCGCGGGUCGCAUCGACUCGGUGCUCAUGCACUCGCUCCUCUUCCCGCCGGCGUCGCGCCAUGCCAAUGAAGCCGCGGCCAAGUCGUGGUUGGACACGGUUGUCGCCGACUACGCCAAGUUUGCCGGUGUCUCGAUCGCCAAGGGCGGAUCCGCGCCGGCAUCGGGUGCGGGUAUGAUGAUGCUGCCGUCGAUGGGUGCGCCGGUCGCACUCGACCCGGUGCCGGAGGCGGAUAUCACGGCCGCGUACGCGCUCAAGGUCUUCCUUGCGCACAAGUUCAAGAAGUCGCUGGCCGAGAUCACGGACGCGGUGAGCGUCCACGACCUCGCCGCCGGCAAGAGUGCUGUCCAGAACGAAGUCGUGGCCGAAAUGGAAGUCGAGUUUGGCGGCGCUGUCGAUGGCGUGGCCGAAAUGAAGCUCGGCGACCUCGCGCCCAAGCUCGCAGGGUACAGCAAGCCCGGCAAGUACUUUACGACGACGGUCUCCAAGAUGCUCUCGGCCAAGCUCCCCGGCGGCUUCUCGGCGUCGCAGCUCCGGUCGUUCAUGGCGGCCGAGCGCCUCCUCGGCCCCAGCCGCACGGAAAUUGCGCUCAUUCACGCGCUUCUGCACGUGCCCGAGGCGCGCUUCGGCACGGACGCGGACGCCAAGGCGUGGAUCAACAAGGUCGUCGACGACUACGCGACGGUGGCUGGUGUUUCGAUCCCGUAUGCGUCGAAAGCAAGCGGCGCAGUCGGCGGUGGCGGCAUGAUGGCCAUGAUGGGCGGCGGUGGUGUCUCGUCGGCGGCGCUCAAUGCGCUCGAAGGCCGCAUGGAGACGAUGCUGCACGACCAGAUCAGUGCGUUCCAGACGUUCAUGUCGUUCGACCCGCUCGACAGCUUGAAGAAGACGAGUGCGGAGGAGGUUGCGCGCCGCGACCUCGAGGCCGCGCUCGACCUCUGGGUGUCCGAGAUGGGCGAGACGUACGAGAAGGGCAUCCAGCCCAAGUUCGACGCCAACAAGGUGCGUGUCUACGACAGCUCGUGGAACUGGGUCAUGCAGGACGCGCUCGACUUUUACUACAAGUCGCUUCUGUCGCCCAAGGAGCCGACGCCGGCAGUGACCCAGUCGUUUGACCGCGACACGUUCUUUGCCGAGAUGUCGGCGUUCUUCAAUGCGGACGCAGCGCAGUUGGCCAAGAUUGGCGAGCCCCAGGGCUGGUUCAAGCCGUUCCUUUGCAACCGCGCGACGCCCGAGCUCCUCGCGGCCACCGAGUACUUUGCGUCGCGGAACGACGCGGACGGCCACUCGGAGUACGCCCAAGCCAUCGCGUUGCUCAACGAAGAAGUCGAAAAGUGGCUCGCGCGGGACCCGGUGCACCUCCAGCUGCUCCAGCCGAUUCAGCCGCACGUUGUGAUCGAAGCCAACGGCAACGUCGUGUACACCGAAGUGCCCCGCGGAAACACGUCGGUCGACUAUGUGGACGAACUCGCGCGCGGCUUUAGCUACCGCGUCGAGGGCGAUCGGUUGGCGUCGCCUCUGGGUGGCGGCCAUGCGACCGUCAACGUCGUCCGCGGCCUCGAGAUGGCCGACCUCACGGAAGACGGCGGCGCGCACUCGGACCCGAACAGCGUCUGCAGCGAGCCCGUCAAGACGAAGAAACGCUACGCCAAGCGCGGGUCGCGCAUCGCUGGCGCCAAGCUCCGCGGUCUCCAGGCCGUCUCGCGCAAGACGAAGAAGGCCAAGGCGUCGGCGGCGACGACCGUGCUGCCGUACGUGCACGUGCGCACGCCCGACCACGUCGACCCGACGAACCGCGUGCUCGACGAGGCGCUCACGCGCGAGUUCCUUCUGAGCAUGCACGACAUUGCGUCGGCGGGGGUCUCGUUUGUUGGCAAGAACGCGCUCGUGACCGGCUGCGGCAAGGACUCGAUCGCGAUCGAGGUCGUCAAGGCGCUCCUCGAAGGCGGUGCGACGGUCAUCUGCACGACGAGCAGCUUCUCGUCGCGCUCGACCAAGUUUUUCCGCUCCGUGUACGAGAACCACGGGUCGCGCGGGUCGCGCCUCAUCCUCCUCCCGUUCAACCAAGCGUCGGCCAAGGACGUCGCCGCGCUCAUCAACCACGUGUACAAUACGCUGCAUCUGGACCUCGACUUUGUGAUUCCGUUUGGUGCGAUCUCGGUCGUGGGCCCGACGCUCGCCGACAUUGACUCGAAGAGCGAGCUCGCGCACCGCAUCAUGCUCACCAACACGUACCGCCUCCUCGGCCACAUCAUCGAGGCCAAGCGGGCGGGCAAGGUCGAGACGCGGCCGUGCCUCGCGCUGCUGCCGCUCUCGCCCAACCACGGCACGAUGGGCGGCGACGGCCUCUACGCCGAAGCCAAGCUCGGCCUCGAAGCGCUCAUGAACAAGUGGCACUCGGAAGGCUGGGAAGACUACGUGAGCAUCGGCGGCGCGGUCAUUGGCUGGACGCGCGGCACGGGGCUCAUGGCCGGCAACAACAUGUACUUCGCCAGGUUCCCGAGCCUCCCGGCCGCGUCCGAGCUCGCGCCGCUCGGUGCCAACUACCGCGGCAUGAUCGAUUUGGACAAGACGGUGUCGUACGGCGUCUUCUCGAUCGAAGGCUGCAUCGAGCUCGCGUGGCUCCUCGGCUACAUUGUGUACUUUAACGGCACGCUCAAGAACGGCGAGCACUACAUUGGGUGGGUCGACGCGUCGAGCAAGGACCCGGUGCCCGACACGCAGGUCAAGGCGCUCUACGAAGAGAAGAUGCUCGAGCAUGCCGGCAUCCGCGUCAUCGAGCCCGCGCUCUUUGAAGGCUACGACCCGGCCAAGAAGAUGUUUUGCAGCAGCCAAGAGGAGGCGCUCGAGUUCCAGCGCGAGCUCGGCGACGACAACGUCGACGUGUACGAAGGCAAGGACGGCGUGUGGAUGAUCCGCCUCCGCCAAGGCGCGGUGCUUUCGAUCCCGAAGGCGCUCCGCUUCAACCGGUUUGUCGCGGGCCAGAUCCCGACGGGCUGGGACGCCAAGCGUCUCGGCAUUCCCGCGGACAUUGCCGACGCGGUCGACCCCGUCACGCUCUUCACGCUCGUCUCGACGGCCGAAGCGCUCAUUUGCGCCGGCAUCACGGACCCGUACGAGUUCUACCAGUACGUGCACGUCUCGGCGGUCGGCAACACGUCUGGCUCGGGCAUGGGCGGCAUGCGCUCGCUCAAGCGCAUCUACCACGAACGCGCGCUCGCCAAGAACAUUCCGUCCGACUCGCUGCAAGAGUGCUUCAUCAACACGAUGGCGGCGUGGGUCAACAUGCUGCUGCUCUCGUCGUCCGGCCCGAUCAAGACGCCCGUCGGUGCGUGCGCGACGGCCGCCGAGUCGGUCGACAUUGGUGUCGAAACCAUUCUGAGCGGGAAGGCGCGCGUCGUCAUCGUCGGCGGCUACGACGACUUUGGCGAAGAAGGCUCGUAUGAGUUUGCGCAGAUGAAGGCGACGUCGGACGCAGUCAAGGAAACGAGCAUGGGCCGCGACCCGCGCGAGAUGUGCCGCCCGUGCACCGACACCCGCGGCGGCUUCAUGGAGGCCCAGGGCGCCGGUAUCCAGGUGCUCAUGGACGCGUCGCUCGCGAUCGAGAUGGGCGUCCCGAUCUACGGUAUCGUCGGCGCGACCAACACGGCGACCGACAAGAACGGCCGAUCGGUGCCGUCGCCGGGCCAGGGCAUCCUCACGACGGCGCGCGAGUUCACGGUCGGCGACGAUGGGCGCAUGGCCAGCGCGCUCUUGAACCCGUCGUUCCGCCGCGCGCAGUUUGACGACGAAGUCGAAGCGAUCAACGCGUGGAAGACCAAGCAGCUCGCGGCGAUUGCGGCCGGGAACCAGACCUUGUACGCGGCCGACGUGGUCGAGCGCAUGGCGCUCAAGAAGCUCAAGGCGGCCCAGCACAUGUGGGGCCACGACUUCUUCAAGGGCGAAACUUCAAUUGCGCCGCUUCGCGGGCGCUCAACGCGUGGGGGCUCACGCUUCCACGGCACGGGCACCAACGCCAACGACAAGAACGAGAGCGAGAUCACGCAGAAGCAGCUCGAGCACCUCGGCCGCACGCCGGGCAACCCGAUCAUGGUCGUGUGCCAAAAGUACCUCACGGGCCAUCCCAAGGGCGCGGCGGCGGCGUGGAUGUUCAACGGCCUCCUCCAAGUGAUGCAGUCCGGGCUUGUGCCGGGCAACGCCAACAACGACAACACGGCGCCCGAGCUCCAAAAGUUUGAUCUGCUCGUGUACCCGAACCGGUCGAUCCAGACGGACGGCGUCAAGGCUGCGAUGCUCAAGAGCUUUGGGUUUGGCCAAGCCGGCGGCGAAGUGCUUUUGAUCCACCCCAACUACUUGCUCGCGGCGCUCGAGCCGGAGACGUACGCAGCGUACUCGGUCAAGCGCGCCAAGCGCACGGCGGGUCUCCACAACUACUACCAGAACGUGCUCGCCAACAAGCACGCGCUCGUCCAAGUCAAGGACCACGCGCCGUACACGGCCGAGAACGAGUCGGCGGUCUACCUCAACCCGAACGCCCGCGCCGCGUACAACCCCAAGGAGAAGACGUGGACGUUCGGCGACGUGUCGUCGGAAGUCGACGCGGCGGUCGAGACGGGUGUCGCGCCGCCGCCGACGUCGGGCCCGGUCGUCGCGCCCAAGAAGAUGCUCGAAUCGUCCAUGGCGUCGGCCGGCUCGCAGCUCAUCAUGUCGUCGGGCCAAGGCCUCGGCAUCGACGUCGAGCCGAUCGCUACCUUUGCCGACUUUGCGCUCAAGCAGACGUUUGUGGCGCGCAACUUUACGCCCGCCGAGAUCGCGUACUGCGAAGCGUCGGCCGCGCCCGCGGCGUCGUUUGCGGGUCGCUGGGCCGCCAAGGAGGCUGUCGUCAAGGCCAUCUGCAACGCCAACCCGAACGCGCAGCUCACGGCGGGUCCGGAAGCGCCGCUCAUUGACAUCGAAAUUGGCAAGUCCGUCUCGGGCGCGCCGACCGUCAGCUUUGCGGGCCGCGCCCUUGCCGCGUUCCAGGUGUCGAACCUCAGCAGCGUCAAGCUCUCGAUCUCGCACUCGGGCGACUACGCCGUCGCGCAAGCGCUCGUGCUCUAA
Messenger RNA from Saprolegnia parasitica CBS 223.65, 11466 nucleotides. RefSeq lists its product as hypothetical. The transcript has 7 exons. The record is from RefSeq and is a predicted model, not a curated record. Gene Ontology annotation, molecular function: holo-[acyl-carrier-protein] synthase activity; fatty acid synthase activity; 3-oxoacyl-[acyl-carrier-protein] synthase activity. Gene Ontology annotation, biological process: long-chain fatty acid biosynthetic process. Gene Ontology annotation, cellular component: fatty acid synthase complex. NCBI's taxonomy places the organism in Eukaryota, Oomycota, Saprolegniomycetes, Saprolegniales, Saprolegniaceae. Bases 1 to 11466 code for a protein of 3821 amino acids.